This is a messenger RNA of Tyto alba (common barn owl), 2792 nucleotides long. RefSeq names its product eukaryotic translation initiation factor 4E binding protein 2 (gene EIF4EBP2). Gene Ontology annotation, biological process: negative regulation of translational initiation. Gene Ontology annotation, molecular function: eukaryotic initiation factor 4E binding. Lineage: Eukaryota; Metazoa; Chordata; Aves; Strigiformes; Tytonidae. Gene Ontology annotation, cellular component: cytoplasm. The transcript is spliced from 3 exons. The record is from RefSeq and is a predicted model, not a curated record. The coding region runs from base 50 to 388 and encodes 112 amino acids.
GGGCGGUGCCCGCUCCGCGCCGCCUCCGCGGGGACAAUAGUGCGGGGCCAUGUCGUCCGCCGGCGGCCGCCAGCCCAGCCAGAGCCGGGCCAUCCCCACUCGCACCGUGGCCCUCAGCGACGCGGGGCAGCUCCCCCCGGACUACUGCACCACCCCCGGCGGCACCCUGUUCUCCACCACCCCCGGAGGCACCCGGAUCAUCUACGACCGCAAGUUCCUGCUGGACCGCCGCAACUCCCCCAUGGCCCAGACCCCGCCUUGUCACCUCCCCAAUAUUCCUGGCGUCACCAGCCCCGGCGAGGAGCCCAAAGCGGACGUCAACAACCUGAACCACCAAGAGGGGAAGCCAUCCAUGGGGGACGACGCUCAGUUCGAGAUGGAUAUCUGAGCGGGAACCACGGAGAGGCAGCAACUCCCCACCCAGACCCUGUGCACACCCCGAUUGGCUUAGCAGGAUCUGUCCCGGCGAGGCGGAGGCGGCAGCGGACCCCGCCGGCGUCUCCCCUCCCCACCCGCUUCCCCCCCUCUUUUUGGGGGUUGAGACUCUGGCUUCACCCCCUUUCGCGGGUGACUGGUCCCAGCAUGUGCCGGCCGGAGCAUCCCUUCUGGUUCCGGCCCUAAUUCCUCCUCCUCCACCCGCUGGCAGCCUCAUCUCCACCGGGCUCCUUUUAAAAACGUCCCUUUGCCUCUUCUGCUGCCUCAUGCUCCCCCCACCCCACCCCCCCCAAAAAAUCCCACUCACCCGUUACCCCAAACCUCCCAUUGCCGGCAGCUUGGCUGUCCGGAGCUGCGUCACUCCCUUUGCCCCUUCUCCCAGAAAAUCUGGGCAGCCUCUCAGGAGAAGGGGGAAAGUGUCACUCCUAAAACCGAGUGCCCACUUGCACCCCGGGGAGGGGGUUUUUUUCAGUUUCCCCAGGACCUGCUGGCAUUCGGUGGAGGACAGCGUUGGCAGCGCGUUCCCUUUGGUGCUCCGGGUGCCCACAUCUCUCUCCUACCUGGAUUUCUUGGCCCUUUGACUGGGGGCUGCAUCCCCAGCCCUCCAGCCAGGACUCCAAGCGAUGUAGCCAUAUGUUACAAAAAAGCCCUUGCUUUUAUUUUUUUUUUGGUACUAAAAAGAGACACUUUACCAGCAACGCUUCUUUUUAAGGGCUGGGGACAAGCACCUCUGGGAAAGUGCUUUCUAGUGCUUUUUUUUUUUUUUUUUUUUAAAUUAGUCCCCCUCCCCUUUUAAAAUGUGAAUAAUACAGGAGCGAUAUCCCUCGGCGCCGUUGGUUGUCUCAGGAAUAGCUGGGUGCCCCCGGGGAGGGGACGCGGGGGGCUCGCCGGUGACACGGCGCAAGGAUGUGACGCUGCGGCCGGGGCGCUCCGGUGGUGGGGUGCUGGUGUCGGUACCAUCCUCUGCUUGCUUUUGGCCCCCGGGCUCUCCCCGGCCAGGCCGUGCUGCUGUGGUUAAGAGCUUUCCAUUUUCAACUCCCCGCCACCGGCAGCUCUCCCAGCCUGGCGCUUUGUCACCAUCCUGCCCAUAUCUUGAAACAUCCCCCCCCCCCCCCAGAAAUGAGAUUUAUUUUUUCUCCUCCCUCGGUGCGGCUCUCACCUUGAAGAGCAGCAUUUGGUGAGGGUGUUCGUGGCGGGGGAUGCCGCGGCGGUGCUGUGCUAUGCCCCCCCCCCCCAAAUCCACCAGCCCCCACCCCCCUAUUUUUAUUUUUAUUUUUUUUUACUACCUGUUGGGCCGUCAACAGCUCUGCAACCUUCUCAAGUGCCAUUUUAUCGGCCCCUCACCUGAGUGCCUGCUCCAUCCAUCCUCCCUCCCUCGCCGGGGUCAUGUCCCCCCCCCCCCAUUCCGGGGGGGUGGCUCUGCAGGCCAGGGACAGUUAAUGCCCCUCACCGGCAUCCGUGCUGCAGGCUUUGUGCACUUUCCGUCCGGUAAUUUAUUUCUCUAGGUGUGUUUGAUGCAGGUCGGCGUGGCGGUGGGUUGCGAGCUCCCAUCUUCCUUCCAGCUGCUUUUCAUGUGAAGGGGAUGGGGAGGCCUGCCGCUCUUUUUUUUGGGGGGUGGGGGGGGUGGGGUGGGGGGGUGGGGUGUGGUGUGGAAAGCCAAAAAACCCCAAACCCUAGGGAAUGGGAUGUCUCUCCCAGCCUUUCCCUUGCAUGGGUAGCUCUCAGUGGGAUGUGACGUGAACAUGUAGCCGGCCGUUGUAGGCGCACGAGUGAGUGAGUGAAAGUAGAAAUAUGUAUAUGCGUGUGGGUGGGUGGUGAUAAGACACACACAAAUAUAUAUAUUAUAUAUAAAUAAAUAUAUUUUCCUUAAAGCGAAGAUCCGAGGAGGUCUGUUAGGUCCUUGGAUCGAGGGAGCGGCAGGGGCGAGGACAUCCUUUGCGGAGCGGGGACGGCCACCGUGGGUGCAGGGACCCUUCGCCCUCGGCACGGACACUCGUUUUAGGAAACCUGCUCUCCAAGCCAAAAUUAAAAAUAAAAUAAAAAAAAAGGAAACAUCCGAGGACAAUUUAUAGACAGGAGCCAGAGGGAAACCACUUGAUUUUUCUAAAUGCCCCCUUUCCUGAACUUUUGUCCCCAUUCCUCAUCCCAGCAACUUUCUCCCAGUUCUCUUUUAUAACCUGGCUCGGGAGCGAAGAGCAGGGAGGGAGUGCCUAGCCUCGUCGGGGCAGCUCCUCUGCUAGUCAGGGUAUAGAUUUGGGAUUUUUUACCGUCUCUUCAAGCAGGUGUUUGGGAGGAGAAAAGCUCUCACCAGUGGUUGCUGUUACAGUGAGAUCAAUAAAGAUCUUGGUUCUAUUAAA